This is a messenger RNA of Eurytemora carolleeae, 2721 nucleotides long. Its product is annotated as cubilin. Lineage: Eukaryota; Metazoa; Arthropoda; Copepoda; Calanoida; Temoridae. The record is from RefSeq and is a predicted model, not a curated record.
ACUGUGAGGAAACCCUGACUGAAGCUACGGGAACCCUGUCUCCUCCAAUAGUUGAUGGAAACUACACUGAUCAAGUUCUCUGUGAUUGGAGUCUAGAGACACAGGGUGACAAAACUAUUGUGAUGGAGAUUCCUGAAUAUUAUAUUGAAGGAGCACCAGGGUGUCCAUAUGAUAAACUGUCAAUCAAAAGUGGCUCUGGUGGGGAUGUGAAGAACUCGAAGGCCUACUGUGGUGUUAAACGUGAACCUACGAUGUUUGCUACAUCUUUUCACAACACUCAUGUUUACUUCAAGACUGACAGUCAUAUUACAGAUAGAGGAUUUAAUCUAACCUACAGAACUAUGGACUGCGGAGGAAUCGUUCAGGGGCCACGAGAAGAAUUAUUAUCCCCUAACUACCCUAAUAGUUAUCCAGACGAAGCCAGAUGCAUCUGGAGACUUCACUUUCCUGAUUCAACACAGAUAAAGUUUGAUAUUGUGAGUUUGAACCUGGAAUCAUCUUGUCAAAAUGAUAAUCUAACUAUUUACAAUGGAGAUCAUUCCACAUCUCCUGUACUCUGGAGAGGUUGUGGUAGCUCUCCACCCAACACUCCCCUGAUAUCCAUGUCCAACAUGGUUGUGGUGGACUUCUCCUCCAACCUUGGUGGCUCUGGGUCCGGGUUCAGGAUUGUUGCAGAGGAGAUUUCCUCAGGGUGUGGAGGAAUACUACACGGAAUGGAAGGGAAUAUAUCCUCUCCUCGACAAGAUGGGUCAACAAAAUAUCCAAACUCUGCAGAAUGUAUCUGGGAGAUAAGAUCAGAUCCUGGUUACUCAAUGAAUUUUGAUUUUAUCGGCAGAUUUGAUCUAGAACAAUCGCAAGGUUGUAUAAAUGACUAUGUCGAAGUACAGCACUGGGAUCCACAGAAUAACAGAUGGGUUUCAUCUAGCGCCAAGCUUUGUGGAAGACUAACUCCGGAUAAUGUGACUGUUCCUGAAAAUCUAGCCAGAGUUAUUUUCCACUCCAAUGAAAAUACGAACGGAGAUGGAUUUCAGUUACACUGGAAGCUUGAGUGCGGAGGGAUAUUCACCUCAGCUGUGGGUCAGCUCAGUUCCCCUGGCUACCCAGCUGGGUAUGGACCUGGCUUGACCUGCAAGUAUACGAUACAAGCUCCAGAACUAGAUUACGUCGUGGCAACCUUUGAUGAUUUAUUCCAACUAGAGAACGGAAGAGGAGGAGCAUGCAUCUAUGACUCCCUAACUCUAAAAGAGGUUCCCAGUAAUAUAUCUAAAGGAGUAUAUUGUGGAGAAGAUAAGCCUGUAGCUAUAUCUGCAAGAGGUAACCUGGAGUUAACUUUCAAAACAGAUUCCACAGUACAGAAAUCAGGAUUCAGGAUGACCUGGCUACUACAUGAGUGUGGUGGGAAUAUGACUGAAGAAGGAAAUAUACAGUCCCCUGUACAUCCUGAUAAUUACUUCCAUAAUACAAACUGUACUUGGAGUAUACAAGCACCAAGAGAUCAGGCAGUAGAGAUCAAGUUUGAUAUGCUAGAGUUAGAGCCUCAUAGAGAUUGCAACUAUGAUUACGUUGCUGUAUUUGAAGGAGCCUUUAUCAAUAACUCGAGAUUGAUUGGUAAAUACUGUGGUAAUCAAACCACUGUGCCUCCAAUCCUGAAGUCGACUGGAAACCUUGUCACAUUACAGUUUAAAACAGAUAGAACAAUCAGCUAUGGAGGGUUCAGGGCAGUCACCAGGUUUACUUAUGGAGCAAACCAAGGUUGUGGAGGGAAAGUUAACACAACAACAGGGCGUCAAGAAAUUUCCUCUUUGGACGCAAAUGCAGAUGGAUUAUACGAACCAAAUCUAAACUGCCAUUGGACCGUAGUUGGAGAAGAUUUUAAAAAUAUUAAACUCAGGUUUACCUCCUUUGAUUUGGAGUUGAGAGAGAACGGUUCUAACCCUGAGUGCUGGGACUAUGUGGAGGUUCGAGAUGGAACAGGACCCUUUUCCCCUUUGAUCGGAAGAUAUUGCGGAAAUAGUUCCCCAGGGGAUCUCUCAGCUUCAUCUAACUUUAUGUGGAUUAAAUUCUUCUCAGAUGGAACUAACAGUAGAGCCGGGUUUACAGCUGUUCUAACCUCUGAGACCCCGCUGUGUGGAACCCAUACUGUACUCAAUGCUACACAAGAACCAAAUAUAAUUACUUCACCAAGUUUUGGAUCGUAUCCUAUCAAUGCCAGGUGUAUUUGGACUAUUUCAGCGGCACCUAGAACCACAAUUCAAAUAAGGUUUCUCCUGAUGGAUUUAGAGGAGAGUACUCGGUGUAGAAAGGAUAAAGUGGUUCUAGAAGAUGCUGGAUAUACAGAUAAUUCACUAGCAAACCAGGAGGCUGGAGGUGCUCUUGUACUGUCCUCAGCCUCAAGCAGAGAAGCUGACUAUAGAUGGAGAACUCUGUACUUGAAGCAAAGAGUAGAAUACUGUGGUUCACAAACUCCUCCAGAGUUUACAUCUAUCGGAGAUACAGUCAAGAUAUCUUUCAUCUCAGAUGGGUCAAUCACAAGAUCAGGAUUCCGCCUUGAAUAUCAGACUCCUGGCUGCUCAAGAUCUUACGAGUCAACAAACGGAAGAAUUUUCAGUCCAAACUUCCCCAACACAAUGAGAACUUUGUGGUUACGCUAUACCUGAUACUUUACAUUCAAGCGGUUCCCAACUUUGGUUUGGUUUGGUGGUGAACAGCACAGCUUCCAUG